Messenger RNA from Capronia coronata CBS 617.96, 2574 nucleotides. RefSeq lists its product as uncharacterized. Lineage: Eukaryota; Fungi; Ascomycota; Eurotiomycetes; Chaetothyriales; Herpotrichiellaceae. Bases 1 to 2574 code for a protein of 857 amino acids. The record is from RefSeq and is a predicted model, not a curated record. Gene Ontology annotation, cellular component: plasma membrane. The transcript has 4 exons. Gene Ontology annotation, molecular function: calcium-activated cation channel activity.
AUGGAGAGCAUGAAUGACAAGACGCCGGGCGCUGGUGGCCAUCGAAACUCGGGCUCGAGUUCAUUUGCGGCCAUCGCUGCUGCGCUCAUCCCGACGUUCAUCACAGCAUGUUUCUUUCUCCUCGCAUUCUUGGUCCUCCGGUCCAAGUACAGAAACAUCUACGCGCCCCGGACAUACUUCCGCACGAUACCACAAAAGGAUCGCACGCCUUCAUCCAGUCAUGAGCUGGUUUCCUGGUAUCAUGAUUUCCGCGUUCUAGACGACAAGUUUGUCCUCCGCCAUUCAUCGCUCGAAGCAUAUCUCUUCUUGCGGUACCUGCGCAUGAUCAUCCUAAUCUGUGGAGUCGGUUGCUUGUUGACGUGGCCGAUUCUUAUUCCAAUCAAUGCCAAUGGGGGAGGCAGCUCCUCUCAACUGGACAGGAUAUCCUUCAGUAACGUUCUGGACAGCAAGCGCCUGUAUGCGCACGCUAUCAUCGGUUGCGUCUUCUUUGGAUUUAUCAUGCUCUUGAUAUCCAGGGAGAGACUAUUUGCAGUAGGACUACGUCAAGCACACCAGAAGAUCCCUCUCAAUGCGACUCGCCUGUCGUCUCGGGUCGUACUGUAUCUUUCUGUCCCACCCGCCGGACUUCGUGACGAAAACCUUCAUCGCUACUUUGGAGACAAUGCAGUCAGGUCCUGGCUCGUGUCCAACCUCAGUCAUCUCGAAAAGGCUGUGAGCAACAGAGACGGCAAGAUCGAUAAUCUUGAAGGCCUGGAGGUGAAGCUCCUGAAAAAUGUGAACAAAGAAGCCAGUGACUCCGAGAAUGGUCACGGAAGCGCCAGGGGCAGCCCUGAGGACUCUGCAUCCGUAAACAUCGAUCGUCACAAACCUAAAUCCCGGUCAAAGUACCUCUUUGGGGACCAAAUUGACAGCAUUGCAAAGGCUCGGGAGGAGGUUGCCAGCAUCAUUUCCGAUGUGGAUAUGGUGCGGCAAGCAGACUCCAGUGAGCCGAGCAGAAGGACCGGGGCUAUAUUUGUCGAAUUCAAAGACCAGGCCAGCGCCCAUGAAGCUUUCCAGCAGGUGCGACAUCCAUCUCCGUUGUCACUCCAGCCGAAAUACGUUGGUGUCCAGCCCAAAGAGGUCAUCUGGCAAAACAUCAACCUCGAACCGUCGCUGCGGAUCACGUACUCGUACAUCGCGGUGGCGCUGGCUGUUGCCACCAUCAUUCUCUGGUCGAUCCCGGUUGGAAUCAUCGGAACGAUCUCCAACAUCAACUAUCUGACGGACAAAUUCCACUUCCUCCAAUUCAUCAACAACCUUCCGGCUCCGAUUCUUGGGCUUCUCACUGGCCUUGUACCGCCAUUGCUCCUCAGCGCGGUGGUGUCCUAUGUACCAUAUUUCUUCCAGUAUGUGGCAAAGCUGUCGGGACAACCUACGACCACAGAGGGCGCGAAAUGGGCCCAGACAUGGUACUUUGCCUUCCAAGUUGUACAAGUGUUUCUGAUCACGACUUUCUCGUCCGGUGCUGCGACGUUGGCCAACCGCAUCGCGAACGAGCCGACCUCUGUGCCCACCCUACUAGCGAAAAAUCUACCGAAAGCGUCAAACUUCUACCUGACGUAUUUCAUCAUUCAAGGACUUGGAACGGCAUCCAACAACGUCCUAAACUAUUCAGACUUACUAUCCUUUCUGUUCUUCUACAAAGUCAUGGCCAAGACACCGAGACAGAAAUUCACCACAUACUCAAAGAUGAAAGGGAUCAGCUGGUUCAUCGUCUACCCCAAAUUCACCAAUCUGGCAGUCAUCGCCAUUGCCUACUCAUGCAUCGCUCCACUCGUGCUGGGGUUCGCGGCGGCUGGCAUUUUCUUCUUCUACCUCAGCUACAGAUACAACCUACUUUACGUGAUUCAAGUCAAGACCGAAACUCGUGGAGAAAGCUAUACAAGGGCCCUGCAACAUCUGAUGACCGGAGUCUAUCUCGCGGAGCUGUGUCUAAUCGGUCUGUUUGGGAUCAAAGCGGCAGCGGGCCCGUCGACCAUCAUGACUGUUUUCCUGGUAGCCACUGCGAUAUACCACAUCACGGUGAACAAAUACCUUUCGCCUCUGGAACACUACAUGCCUGUUGAUGUCUUAUCCGAAGAAGAAGAAGGCGAUGCAGAGCGACCGCUACUAGCCGGAGGCGAUGGAGAAGCGGACGUGACCGAACAAUCUCGCGUUCACAAGCUCGCAAGAGGAAAAGUCCCGACCGUCCUGCUUGAUCCUCUGGCUGCAUUUCUGGAACCACAUGUUUUCGCAUCCCAAGAGGCCCUGCGCCCUUGGUUGCAGGAUCCGGAGGGGGAAUACGAAGAAAUUAAUUCAUACAGCGACGAGCAGAUCCAGAAGGCUUACAUGAACCCAGCCGUGGCUUCGAAAACGCCGGUGGUGUGGUUACCCAAGGAUAGAAAGGGUCUGUCGAAACAUGAAAUCAGCGAAAACGAAAAGGCCGGUCUCUCCAGCACCGAUGACGGGGCGGAAUUGACUCCAGCCAACGAAAUUGUCUGGAAUUGCGAGGAUUUCACAAGCGUGCCCAUCUUCAAGCAAGGAACGAGAUACUAG